AUGGUGAUGCAAAGCCUGCUUAUACUCAAACUCAUGAAGCUCUCUAGGUUCCCACAGGUUUAUGUAAAAUUCAGUGCUCUAUUCAGGCUAUCAACAACUGGUUUCCCGUAUCAGGACCUAUCUCCUCUCUUAUCUCAACUUGUGUCCCAUUUUGGGGCUAAUCGUGUCAUGUGGGGCAGUGACUUCCCGUUUGUUGUUCUUGAAUGUGGAUACAAAGAAGCCAGAGAAGCUGUGACCAUUAUUGCAAAACAAGCAUCCUUGUCAAGCUCUGAGAUGGACUUGAUUAUGGGAAAGACUGUGAUGCAGCUCUUCCCUGGACAGUGGGUUCUUCCUUCAUAA
Messenger RNA from Microthlaspi erraticum, 339 nucleotides. The record is from the annotation of a GenBank genome assembly. NCBI's taxonomy places the organism in Eukaryota, Viridiplantae, Streptophyta, Magnoliopsida, Brassicales, Brassicaceae.